AUGUACAAAAGAGAACAGCAGAAAUAUGGCUACACACACCUUUCUGCUGGUGACCUCCUUCGAGACGAACGAAAAAGGCCAGGCUCACAGUAUGGAGAACUCAUUGAGAACUACAUUAAGGAGGGUGAAAUUGUACCGGUGGAAAUAACAAUCAGCUUGUUGAAGAGGGCUAUGGAUCAAACAAUGGCUGCCAAUUCCCAAAAGAACAAGUUCUUGAUUGAUGGAUUUCCCAGAAAUGAGGAUAAUCUUCAAGGCUGGAAUAAAACCAUGGACGGAAAAGCAGAUGUUUCUUUUGUUCUCUUUUUUGACUGUGACAAUGAGAUAUGUGUUGGUCGCUGUCUUGAAAGGGGGAAGAGCAGUGGUAGGAGUGAUGAUAAUCGUGAGAGUCUGGAAAAGAGAAUUCAUACAUAUCUGCAGUCUACAAAGCCUAUAAUAGACUUGUACGAGAGAAUGGGGAAAGUCAGAAAAGUGGAUGCCUCUAAAUCUGUUGACGAGGUGUUUGAAAAUGUUGUACAAAUUUUUGAAAAAGAAGGCUAGUUCCCAGCUUGAAGGUUCACCUUAAACCUGUGCUUGAAUUUUGCUUGAUAGCUGCUACUGCAGUCCACUCUUUGUAAUUGUUUUAAAAGUUCUUUUAUUUCACACAUUCAGUGAUGAUUGGAAAAA
Molecule: messenger RNA, 663 nt
Organism: Tinamus guttatus (white-throated tinamou)
Lineage: Eukaryota; Metazoa; Chordata; Aves; Tinamiformes; Tinamidae
Source: RefSeq, a predicted model, not a curated record